CUUACCUUACUGUUGAGUGUUGACAGUUUUUAGCCAUCAUGGCUGUAACCGCGGAAAGUUUUCGCUGGUUAGAUAUUUUAGAAAAAGAGUUCGACAAAGCUUUUGUUGAUUUGGAUCUUUUAAUUGGUGAUCUAGAUAGUGAUGAACCGGAAAUGGUGUAUAAUGCAAGACAGAAAAUGGCUACGUUGAGUUCUUGCUUUGCUCAACUUACCCAUAAGGCACAGACGAUCUUCCAAAAUAAUGCGAAGAAUGAGGCAGAGUUGGUGAACAUGAGAGCAGAGCUAGUCGAGACCAAGACCCGCAGUCAGUGUUUGGAGGAGGAGCUGCACGCAGUGUUGGUACAACUACACACUACGCAGCUGCAGCACAUCAACAACACAGACGAUGGUGCGGCCAUCAAGAACAAGCUGCAGCAAGGCCUGGUUCUGCGGUCGCCCACACAUAAAGCUUCCUUGUCAGGUAUCAAGCUGGAUGCCCUGGUGAUGUCGCUGGAGAACUGGAAGUGUCAGCUGGAGCUGGAGAAUGACAGUUUGCGUCACACACUCGUGAGUCUCCAGGCAGAAGUGUGCGGGGCCAGGCUGGCGGCCAGGUAUCUGGACAAGGAGUUGGCUGGCAGGAUCCAACAGCUCCAACUGCUCGGCCGGUCUGACAUGACGGGCGACGUACGCAACCGACUGUGGAGUCAGCUGGAGUCGGAGAUCCUACUGCAGAGGCACAAAACUGUGAUGAGAGCCGUGAGACAAACCGACCAUCGGACACCACCUGCGGCCAAGCUCGGCAAUGUUAGGACGAUAGAGCUGCAUCGACGGCCCGACCAGGGGCUGGGGAUAUCCAUUACAGGAGGGAGGGAACACGGAGUGCCUAUCCUUAUAUCUGAGUUGGAGCCAGGAGGUGACACACAGGACUUGUAUGUCGGAGACUCGGUGUUGAGUGUCAACGGGAUCGAUCUCACCCAGGCCAGUCAUAAGGAAGCAGUCAGCCUACUUAGUAGCCAAACAGGGAAUGUUACCUUAAGGGUGCAAUAUUUGUCUGCUGGCAAUGAUGACAGUGAAGAAGACGCUGACCUAUCCAACCUCAGGUAUAGGUUUUUUGAAGACCUUCCUGAAGGGAUGGUUUACAGAAUGAAUGGAUUUGCGGAAUCAGACAAGAAAGGCGGGGAAAUGCUGGUAACUCCCACUGCCCCUCGAACCCCUGACUCCUCAGUUAGAGGGGAGUCGGAAUGUAGCUAUUCCAGUAGCCCUACUUUAGAAGGUCACCCCUCUACUAUGGACAACAAAGUCUCGACGCCUCCCACAGUCAACCCGACCCCUCACCUCAGUCCUCGGAACUUCGGGGUGACCACACUGCAGAAGAUCUUCCGCUCACUAACCCCCAGUGGAGUGUGGGCAGAGGGAGUUGAGGACAAGGUUAUCAGUGUUAGUGAAAAAACAGACAGUGACAGUGAUGCAGUGCAAGACUUGACAGUUCAACCGGUCGCAGAGUCAGCCGUUGAGCAGAAACCGGAACUCGACUCUCCGAAGAUUCAUACGACGAGGCGAACGAGGGACACGAGUCAGCUGUACCACCCACAGACAGAGUCGACCAUCUUGGUGGACGGCCUGGGAGACGCUAGCUUCGGCACUCCGGUAUAGGACGGCUAACUGGGAACUAAAACUCUCUUUGUGUUUGCGUUUGAAUAGUCUAAUUUAAAUUUAAUCAAACUGCAGCACUAUAUACCUACUUAAAAUUAAUAGUACGUUGUUAGCAGUUACAAUUAUAACAAAAGGGGUGUCUCAUUUUUUUUUUUUCAUUAUAGUAGUAGAAUGAUUUUAAGAUAGUGUUUGGGUGUGAUGCUAGUCUAGUGGUUAGCGUCUCGGACUUCGGGGCG
Molecule: messenger RNA, 1867 nt
Organism: Macrosteles quadrilineatus (aster leafhopper)
Lineage: Eukaryota; Metazoa; Arthropoda; Insecta; Hemiptera; Cicadellidae
Product: Golgi-associated PDZ and coiled-coil motif-containing protein-like
Exons: 10
Coding region: 39-1631 (530 amino acids)
Biological process (GO): negative regulation of protein localization to cell surface
Cellular component (GO): trans-Golgi network transport vesicle; Golgi apparatus; membrane
Molecular function (GO): transmembrane transporter binding
Source: RefSeq, a predicted model, not a curated record